Messenger RNA from Arabis nemorensis, 1986 nucleotides. NCBI's taxonomy places the organism in Eukaryota, Viridiplantae, Streptophyta, Magnoliopsida, Brassicales, Brassicaceae. The record is from the annotation of a GenBank genome assembly.
AUGGAAGAGGACAAAGGUACUGCUGCUCAGAGCUUAAUUGAUGUAGUGAACGAGAUUGCUUCGGUUUCCGAUUACCGUAUAACGGUGAAGAAGCUCUGUAGUAAUCUAGCGAGGAGGUUAAAGCUACUUGUUCCGAUGUUCGAGGAAAUUAGAGAGAGCAACGAGCCGAUCAAUGAAGAUACGAUGGGGACGUUACUCUCCUUGAAGGAAGCCAUGUCCUCGGCGAAGGAUUAUCUCAAAUUCUGCAGCGAAGGGAGCAAGAUUUACAUGGUGAUGGAGAGGGAACAAGUGACAAGUAAAUUGCUGGAGGUGUCAGUUAAGUUAGAACAAUCUUUGAGCAAGAUUCCGUAUGAGGAUCUGGACAUAUCGGAUGAAGUUAGAGAACAGGUUGAGCUGGUUCUCAGCCAGUUUCGGCGAGCCAAAGGUAGAGUAGAUGCAUCAGACGAUGAACUAUAUGAAGAUCUUCAGUCGUUGUGCAACAAAAGCAGUGAUGUAGAUGCUUAUCAGCCUGCCCUGCAGCGGGUGGUGAAGAAGUUACAGCUGAUGGAGAUUCCUGACCUAGCUCAAGAAUCAGUGGCUCUGCACGAAAUGGUUUCUUCGAGUGGUGGAGACGCCGGUGAAAACAUUGAGGAGAUGGCAGUGAUACUGAAGCUGAUUAAAGAUUUUGUGCAGAUGGAGAAUGACAACAACGAGGACCAGAAAGUAGGGGAUAACUCAAGAAGCAGUGGACAAACUUCCACGGCAGCGAGUCAGAAAAUCCCCGUGAUUCCCGAUGAUUUUCGCUGUCCAAUAUCCCUGGAAAUGAUGAGAGAUCCAGUUAUUGUUUCAACAGGGCAGACCUACGAACGCACCUGCAUUGAGAAGUGGAUAGAAGCUGGACACUCGACAUGUCCAAAAACACAGCAGGCUCUUACAAGCACAACUCUCACACCAAACUAUGUUCUCCGUAGUCUCAUAGCUCAGUGGUGCGAGGCCAACGAUAUCGAGCCACCAAAGCCUCCGAGCAGUUUAAGACCCAGGAAAGUAUCGUCCUUUUCGUCCCCAGCAGAAGCGAACAAGAUCGAAGAUCUUAUGUGGAGACUUGCUUAUGGAAACCCAGAGGACCAACGAUCUGCAGCUGGGGAAAUCCGCCUCCUUGCAAAACGAAAUGCAGACAACCGUGUGGCCAUAGCCGAAGCUGGAGCCAUACCUCUUCUUGUAGGCCUCCUCUCAACUCCUGAUUCUCGUAUCCAAGAACAUUCGGUAACAGCUCUUCUAAACCUCUCCAUAUGUGAGAACAACAAAGGAGCCAUUGUUUCGGCUGGAGCUAUUCCUGGUAUAGUUCAAGUGCUUAAGAAAGGAAGCAUGGAGGCUAGAGAGAAUGCAGCAGCUACGCUUUUCAGUUUAUCGGUGAUUGAUGAAAACAAAGUGACUAUUGGUGCCUUAGGAGCGAUCCCGCCACUCGUUGUACUGCUUCAUGAAGGUACACAAAGAGGCAAGAAAGAUGCUGCUACUGCACUUUUCAACCUCUGCAUAUACCAAGGAAACAAAGGAAAAGCAAUACGUGCAGGAGUGAUUCCCACUUUGACUAGACUCUUGACAGAGCCCGGAAGCGGAAUGGUCGAUGAGGCGCUUGCGAUUCUGGCGAUUCUCUCUAGCCAUCCCGAAGGGAAAGCGAUCAUAGGAUCCUCUGAUGCAGUCCCGAGUCUAGUGGAGUUUAUCAGAACUGGUUCGCCUAGAAACAGAGAGAACGCAGCUGCAGUUCUAGUCCACCUCUGUUCUGGAGACCCACAACACCUGGUCGAAGCGCAGAAACUCGGCCUUAUGGGUCCGUUGAUAGAUUUAGCUGGGAAUGGGACAGAUAGAGGGAAAAGAAAAGCAGCCCAGUUGCUUGAACGCAUCAGCCGUCUAGCUGAACAGCAAAAGGAGACGGCUCAGGCACAACCGGAAGAAGAAGCUGAACCAACACAUUCAGCAUCUGCCACCGAAGCUGCUGAUACUACUUAA